AUGGGGAAUUCUUUUGGUUGUUCGGCUUCCGGCGAGAGAUUAGUGUCGGCGGCGAGAGACGGUGAUUUCGUGGAGGCGAAGAUGCUUCUCGAUUGCAAUCCUUGUCUCGCCAAGUACUCUACUUUCGGUGGUCUUAAUUCUCCGUUACAUUUCGCCGCCGCUAAAGGUCAUAACGAGAUCGUUGGGUUAUUGCUCGAGAGCGGAGCUGAUGUGAAUUCGAGGAAUUAUUGCGGCCAGACAGCAUUGAUGCAAGCUUGUAGAUAUGGACAUUGGGAAGUUGUGCAAACGCUUCUGCUCUUCAGAUGCAAUGUUACAAGAGCUGAUUAUUUAGCUGGAAGAACAGCGCUUCAUUUCGCUGCUGUGAAUGGUCACGCUAGAUGUAUUAGACUUGUUUUGGCUGACUUUGUACCUAGUGAGAAACUAAACUCUCUUCCUGAGACUGGUGCGGCGGUCACAGCGAGGAGCAAAUCCGAGCAAAGUGCAUUGUCUAAAUUUGUGAAUAAAGCGGCUGACGGUGGAAUCACGGCUCUUCACAUGGCUGCCUUGAAUGGAUUAUUUGACUGUGUGCAGCUUUUGCUUGAUCUUGAAGCGAAUGUUUCUGCUGUAACAUUUCAUUAUGGAACAUCAAUGGAUAUGAUUGGAGCUGGAAGCACGCCUUUGCAUUAUGCUGCUUGUGGUGGGAAUCUGAAAUGUUGUCAGAUUCUCCUUGCAAGAGGUGCAAGAAGGAUGACAUUAAACUGCAAUGGGUGGCUACCUAUUGACAUAGCACGGAUGUGGAGUCGUCAUUGGUUAGAACCGCUACUUUCUCCAAAUUCGGAUGUGGUCAUUCCAGGGUUUCCUCAUUCUAACUACUUAUCACUGCCCCUUUUGAGUAUACUCAACAUUGCAAGAGAGUUUGGGUUGCAGUCCGCAACCAUCACAGAUGAGGUCGAUAUCUGUGCGGUUUGUCUGGAAAGACCAUGCACCAUUGCUGCUGAAGGUUGUGAGCAUCAGCUAUGCGUGAGAUGCGCGCUAUACCUUUGCUCAUCGAGCAAUGUUCCUUCAGUAACAGUUGGCCCGCCCGGGUCAAUUCCUUGCCCUCUUUGCAGACAUGGAAUAGUCUCGUUUAAACGACUCCCGAGCUCACUGACCAAAGAAAUGAAGUUGCCUAUGUCACUCGGGUUCUGCGCACCGUGUAUGCUUCACACAGGAGACACAACAGAUCACUCGUCACCGACAUGUCCAACCACAGAGCAACGUAGCAAAACCCGUGCUGCUGCAGUUUCAUCAGAUAUGUUCUGUCCGGUAACAUGUAGCCCAUUCCCUUCAGUCAACAUCCCAAUGUGUACAUGCAACGACGGGACAUGUCCAAACUUUGAGACACAUGGAACAGAGAGACAUAGCGAAGAACACGACGAAUCUUCUCCUCCUCCUGGAACAACAACAGAGCAUGAGAAGAUAGAAGAAGGACAAAGACUUGGUAAAACAACAACUUGCUCAAGCAUGUUUUGGGGAAGAAGAAGCUGUAGCAGAGAGCACCAAUGCAACUCAGAGAUCAAUGCUUGA
This is a messenger RNA of Arabis nemorensis, 1545 nucleotides long. NCBI's taxonomy places the organism in Eukaryota, Viridiplantae, Streptophyta, Magnoliopsida, Brassicales, Brassicaceae. The record is from the annotation of a GenBank genome assembly.